AAACCACUGUUUACGCCCCUGACCUCAAACAUACGCACAAAUUAUUUGUUUAUUUUGUGGGUAAUCCUCAGCCUAUUUAAUCUCUCACCAUCACAAAGUUUUCUUUGAUCAAUUACAAUAACAAUACCAACAAUUUGUAUUAUACAAGUUGAGAUACAGUUGCCCUUCGUUUUUAACGGUCACAACAACCCUCUUCUGGGGCGUUCUGAUACGCAGGAACCCGUUUUUGCUGUGUGUGUAUACUAUAGAAGGAAGGAAUUUUUCUUGAAUAGGAUUGAAUUGAAUUUGGAUAAACUAAAAAAUGGCGGCAGCGGGGGCGAACGGGCCGAAUAAAGUGGAGAGAAGAGCCGGAGGAAUCGACGGCCCAACCAAUCCAAUGGUGACACCUCUGUUGACGGAUCUCUAUCAGUUCACCAUGGCCUAUGCUUACUGGAAAGCCGGCAAGCACAAAGAACGCGCAGUGUUUGACUUGUAUUUUCGGAGGAAUCCCUUUGGCGGGGAGUAUACAGUUUUUGCUGGUCUGGAAGAGUGCAUAAAGUUAAUUGCUAACUUUAGAUUUAUGGAGGAUGAGAUUGCUUUUAUCAAAACAUCCUUACCUUCCUCAUGCGAGGCUGGCUUCUACGACUAUCUUCGAGGAAUAGAUUGUUCUGAUGUGGAGAUACAUGCUAUUUCUGAAGGAUAUGUUGUAUUCCCGAAGAUACCAUUGAUGAGGAUUGAAGGGCCAGUAGCUGUGGUUCAACUGCUUGAAACCCCACUUGUUAAUCUCAUAAAUUAUGCAUCAUUAGUUGCGACGAAUGCUGCAAGGCAUCGUUUUGUUGCUGGGAAGUCCAAACUUCUUCUUGAAUUUGGGCUCCGACGGGCACAGGGCCCUGAUGGGGGUAUAGGAGCAUCAAAGUAUUGCUAUAUGGGCGGCUUCGAUGCCACAAGCAAUGUUGCUGCUGGGAAAUUAUUUGGAAUACCACUUCGAGGAACGCAUUCUCAUGCCUUUGUCAGCUCAUUUAUGAGCCCUGAUGAGAUAACUGAGAAGUCACUUCGGAGUUGUGAAGGCUCAAAAGUUUGUGAAGAUUUUGUUAGUUUGGUGCAGACAUGGUUAAACAAAUUGAAGUGGUCGCAAUUAUUAGGUGGAAUUUUUGGUGAAACAAACCAAAGUGAGUUAGCUGCUUUUGUCUCAUAUGCUCUUGCCUUUCCGAAGAACUUUCUGGCCCUUGUUGACACUUAUGAUGUUAUGAGAAGCGGUGUUCCCAAUUUUUGUGCAGUUGCUCUGGCUCUGAAUGAUUUGGGGUAUAAAGCAGUAGGUAUUAGACUGGACUCUGGUGAUCUUGCCUACCUGUCGUGUGAGACUCGGAAGUUUUUUCAGGCUAUCGAGAAGGAAUUUGGAGUCCGAGAUUUUGGUAAGACAGGCAUUACAGCGAGUAAUGACCUCAAUGAAGAAACUUUGGAUGCUUUAAACAAACAGGGUCAUGAAGUUGAUGCAUUUGGAAUUGGAACACAUUUGGUUACAUGCUAUGCUCAACCUGCACUUGGUGUUGUUUUCAAAUUGGUCGAAAUAAAUAAUCAGCCUCGCAUCAAACUUUCGGAAGAUGUUUCAAAGGUCUCAAUUCCAUGCAAAAAAAGAUGCUAUAGACUAUAUGGAAAGGAAGGUUACCCUCUUGUUGACCUUAUGACGGGGGAAAAUGAACCACCUCCUAAGGCAGCUGAACGAAUUUUGUGUCGCCAUCCAUUUAAUGAAUCCAAGAGAGCAUAUGUGGUACCACAGCGUGUUGAGGAGCUUAUGAAGUGUUUUUGGCCUGGGAGAUCAGGAAAAAAGAGAGAAGAGCUACAACCCCUAAACGUGAUUAGAGAACGGUGUAUUAAACAACUGGACCAGAUGCGACCAGAUCACAUGAGAAGGUUGAACCCGACACCUUACAAGGUUAGCGUGAGCGCAAAAUUAUACGACUUCAUUCAUUUCUUGUGGCUGAAUGAAGCACCUGUGGGGGAGUUGCAGUAAAAACGCAGUGAGGUCAUAUACAAAGGCAGAUGAAGUGACAAAAAUAAACUGAGGAUCAAGUCCUUGCAGCUCCCAAAGUAGAAUCAUCGAGCAUAGAUGCCUCCAUGUUUUCUUGCAAAAUCUGGCUGGAAACGAGAAUGGAUUAUCCCGAACAGUCUUUCCUAAUGGAUCCUCCCAAAGUAAAAUGCACUCCAUGUCCUGUUUUGAUGUUCCUUUGACAGUAAGUUCUCUGUAAUAAUAUGAUGACUUUCACCUGUGGUUUGUCUUGUCCCCUGUUUGGUUAUUUAAAUUUGUAAAUUUGUACGUGCACGACUACUACCGUGUUGUCAUGCAUGCCAAGGGCAUGGUUACCAUUAUGUCCUCACUCUUUGCACUUCCAUCGGAAGAAUUUGCCAUUUUUCUUCUCAUAUGAUCAGCAUGACUUGGUAAUUUAA
Messenger RNA from Sesamum indicum (sesame), 2424 nucleotides. RefSeq names its product nicotinate phosphoribosyltransferase 1. The record is from RefSeq and is a predicted model, not a curated record. Gene Ontology annotation, cellular component: cytosol. Gene Ontology annotation, molecular function: nicotinate phosphoribosyltransferase activity. Gene Ontology annotation, biological process: NAD+ biosynthetic process via the salvage pathway. Lineage: Eukaryota; Viridiplantae; Streptophyta; Magnoliopsida; Lamiales; Pedaliaceae.